UUUUCCUCUGCACCUACGAACGGUCUUCCCCCCUCCAAAAAUGCUGGUCCUAUACGAGACCGCGCUCGGAUACUGCCUCUUUAAGGUAUCCGAUGCCUCCAAGAUUGAGAACGCGGAGACGUCCGACCUCUGGAAUGAGUUCGAGACGCCAGAGCGGGCGAGCAAGUUUCUUAAGCUGAAGGCGAUCCACCGAUUUACCUCGACGGCGACGGCGGUUGAGGAUAUUACCGCGCUGCAGAGUGGGAAGCUCGGGAAGGGGCUGAAGAGCUUCAUCCAGGACGAGGUCGUGGCGAAGGGCAAGACGAAGGAGCCCUUGGUGGUCAUUGAGCCGAAGUUGGCUCACUCGAUCAACAAAAAGUUCAGCGUGAACGCGCAGGCGCUGAUGGAGGGCUACCAGAUGGAUCUAUGGCGAGGGAUUCGCCACCAGCUGGGCUCAUUACUGGAGGGCCUUGACCCGAAGGAUCUGGCGACCAUGAGCUUGGGCUUAAGUCAUUCUUUGUCGAGAUUUAAGCUCAAGUUCUCCCCCGACAAGGUGGACACGAUGAUUGUCCAGGCCAUCGCACUGCUCGACGAUCUCGAUAAGGAGAUCAACAUUUACGCGAUGCGCGUCAAGGAAUGGUACGGCUGGCACUUCCCCGAAAUGGCCAAGAUCAUUACGGACAACAUCGCGUACGCAAAGGUCAUCCGGCACAUGGGUUUCCGCACGAACGCGGCUACCACUUCCUUCGCCGCGCUCCUCCCCGAGGACCUCGAGGCCGUACUCAAGGCCGCCGCCGAGAUCUCGAUGGGCACGGAAAUCUCGGACUCUGACAUCGCGCACAUCAACUCUCUCUGCGACCAGGUCAUCUCCAUCUCCGCGUACCGCCAGCAACUUUCGGAGUACUUGCGCAAUCGCAUGAACGCGAUCGCGCCGAACCUCACCGCGCUUGUGGGCGAGCUCGUCGGCGCGCGCCUUAUCAGCCAUGCGGGCAGCUUGCUGUCCCUCGCGAAGCACCCGGCCAGUACAGUGCAGAUCCUCGGCGCGGAGAAGGCGCUUUUCCGUGCGCUCAAGGCGAAGCACGACACGCCCAAGUAUGGGCUGAUCUACCACGCGUCGCUCAUCGGGCAGGCGCCGCCGAAGCUCAAGGGCAAGAUGGCUCGCAUGGUCGCGACGAAGGCGGCGCUGUCGAUCCGCGUGGACGCGCUGACGGACGCGGAGGGCAAGUCGGAGGCGGAGGCCUCGGCGAUCGGCGUGGAGAACCGGGCGAAGCUGGAGUCGCGGUUGCGCGCGCUGGAAUACCAGAACGACUUGGGUGGCGCGCGGCGAUUUGCAGACUCGGGACGGAAGCAGCAGAAGGGCUUCCAGAUGUCGGGCGAGACGAAGACGUACAACACGCAGGCGGAUGCGGUGGACUUGGUGCCGGCGCAACGCGAGGACCCGAAGGCGCUGGCGCAGCAGGCGCAGGACAGUGUGAAGGAGGACAAGCGCCGGGCGAAGGAGGAGAAGAAGGCAAAGAAGGCAGCGAAGAAGGCGAAGAAGGAGGAGAGCGACGAGAGCGAGGCGGACGAGAACGCGAUGGACGUCGACGAGGACGAGGAGACGAAGCGCAAACGGGAGAAGAAGGAGAAGAAGCGCAAGCGGAGAGAGAGCGAGGCGGUGAGCGCGGUGGCGAGCUCACCAGUGAAGGGCGAGGAAGAGUCGAAGGAGGAGCGCAAGGCACGGAAGAAGGCGGAGAAGGAGAAGAAGGCAGCAGCAGCUGGCGCUACCGCAGAUGCCGACGCACCCAAAAAGAAGAAGAAAAAGGCCGAGUCAUAGCCUGUCUUCUACAGACAUUUCUACUUAUCUAUAUCGUGUAUUUCUGUUCUUGUAUCGGUCUAAUGUCUAUCUCCCUGCUUCAUCUCGGAA
Molecule: messenger RNA, 1885 nt
Organism: Schizophyllum commune H4-8
Lineage: Eukaryota; Fungi; Basidiomycota; Agaricomycetes; Agaricales; Schizophyllaceae
Product: Nop-domain-containing protein
Exons: 6
Coding region: 41-1795 (584 amino acids)
Cellular component (GO): box C/D methylation guide snoRNP complex; small-subunit processome
Molecular function (GO): snoRNA binding
Source: RefSeq, a predicted model, not a curated record